Messenger RNA from Jaminaea rosea, 2670 nucleotides. RefSeq lists its product as hypothetical. Lineage: Eukaryota; Fungi; Basidiomycota; Exobasidiomycetes; Microstromatales. The transcript has a single exon. Gene Ontology annotation, biological process: DNA damage response. The record is from RefSeq and is a predicted model, not a curated record. Gene Ontology annotation, cellular component: nucleus. Bases 57 to 2447 code for a protein of 796 amino acids. Gene Ontology annotation, molecular function: histone H3K56 acetyltransferase activity.
UCCUCUGGCAGCUUAGCAUCUCGCCCUCCUUCCUACUAGCAGCUGCAUCCCUAUCCAUGCGAUCAUCCCGCAGAAAUGGCAUCAACACCAACACCACCUCCAAGGGUCCUGCCACUUCUUCCACUUCUACACGUCACGCGCCUCUCUCCCCAUCUCAACCUCUCCUCAACCACCUCAUAGCCAAUGUCCGCUCCCUUCCCAAAUGUAGCCUCCCCACAGGGUCGGGUCACCUCACCCUCUCAGUCCUCUUCUCUCCCCCACGAAUGGCAAAAGUACUCUACCCCUGGGCUCACCUCGACGAUCCGCGCGGCAUAGCAGCAGGAUCCCGUCCCUUUCCACAGCAGACGGUGCAGACGUGGGAGGAGAUGGUCUUCUUCCACGCCGAGUGGAGAAGAGCAGACCAGCACGAGGACGAUGUCAAGAUGAUAUGUGCAAUUGAGGCGUACAAUUACUCGCUCCCAGAGUAUGGCAGCCAGGUCUUCUACCUCAGCAAGUUGGACACGACGGGCUGGGCGCCAAGAUUGCAGAGCGCCAAAGUGCAGAAGCAUCUGCUCCUCGAUGGAGGCAAAGGUCCCUCCCCAUCCUCUGGGUCUGCGGGACCGGUCACCUCCCUUACCACGCACCUGACCGUCUCCUUCCUCUCAUAUUUCCUCUCACUCCGCCACAAGCCGAGCCUCCCGACCCCCUCUCGGCCUCUGCGCCACUCAUCGUGUCAUAUCCUCGCCCGAGCGCAGGAGGCUUACAUCUUCCCCAACUCGCCCGAGAACCCGGCAAAGAAGCCACUAAGCGAUGCCAAGCUGGUCGUAUGGUGGCGACAAACGCUCAGUCAGGUCGUCGAGGCGGUGCGGGUGUAUCAUGCUGGCGUCAAAGAGGGUAGCAAGGGCGAGGGCAAGAGCAACGGGGGGCUGCCGCAACAGCCGCGCAUCGAUGCCUGCUACAUGAUACCCGGUCUGGAAAAGCUGGAGAGUCAUCCGCUGGUGCCGCUACCUCCAUCGAUGCUCGGCAAAAGCGAGUCCGACUCGCCCCUCGCACGAGCGCAAUGGCGGUACGGUCACCCGUACAGCACAGCAGGCAGCGGUCGUCACAUCGAGGACCUGCCACCUCUACCACUGCAUCUUCCCCUGCCCGCAGGUGCUGUCGUCUCGUCCUCUCGCGAACAUCAACGCGGGAUCGCCACUCUCCUGCCACGCUUCGAAGACGACCCGCAGUCUCGUUUCCUCGACGAGCUGGCGGGUGAAGGUGACGAGAUAGGCAAAUUCGGCCACCUGCUUCGGCCCCCUCCUACUUCCGGCACGACUAGCACAGCGCCGCAGCAGAACAUGGACGUCGAAAGCCAAGCUACUCUGCUGGACGAGGAUAGCCAGAUGACUCUACUCGGCUACGAGACCGGGAUGACCAGUAGGAGCAAUAGCGGAAACGGGAGCAGUACGGCCAUCGAGAGUCAGCCUUUUGAUCCACGCCCACAAAGAACGCCGAAGAAGCCUCGCCUUGCCGAGCGGGUCAUGGAUUUACGAGCUGCGACGCCGCCGCGACGAUCCUUUUCCAACUCGACCUCCACGCCUCCUACUUCGAGGCCGUCCUCGCCUAUGUCCUCCCCGGGUGGAGGGCCAGUCAGGAGGAGUCCGCGCAAGCACUCACCCGUCAAGGCGGCGGUCACUGACGGCGAACUGCUUAACAGCCCCUCAGUCUCUGAGAUCGUCAUGACCACGCGCUCCGGUCUCGUACGCACACCCUCCGUCUCCCCAACCAAGCGAGUCCGACCUAAUGGAGCCACCACUUCUUCUCCCUCCACCUCCUCCUCGCAAACGCUCCACGCCCCGUCUUCACCGCUCGCACCCACUACGGCAGCUGUGUCAUCAACCGGCCCGCGCCUGACUCAACCCCAACUCUCCGCGCUCCGCUCCCGCCUGGCAUUGGACGCCGUCAGCCCAGACGAGUUCUGGGAACGAAUGGCCUUCCGUCAAGAAUGCUCGAGCGGCAAUCUCGUGGGAUCCUUCUUCCUCGGCGUGACCCUUCCCUCUGCCUCGCGCCGAGAUGCGAAAGAAGACGAAGAGAUGAUCCCCGCGUCGCUGGAGCGGCCCACCCACACGAUCCCGUUGCGUGAACUCAGCAAGGCCAUGCGCACCAACCUGCAACUGGACGACUGCUACUGGCAGCGCGACCGGGACGCUGUUGAGCUCACGCAGUACUUUGACGAGGAGCGGGGCAAGUUGCUGUGCCAUUCUGGGCGCUUGGAGGAGAGUGAGAAGAUCGAGGGAGAGGAGGGGUGGCGCGUUGGCAGGGGCGUCGUCUGGGAUGAUGUGCUGUUAGAGGGCUUCGGACAGAGGGAGGUGGACAAGGCAAAAGAAGCUGCACUCAAGGAGAUCGGGGAGGGACAGGCGGAAGCGACGGAGAGAAAGCCCGUGACCAUGCUCAGUGUCAAGAGGAAGAAGCCGCCCACGGCUUGAGGAGGUCGCGGGAGGCUCAAGGGUUGCAUGCAUCAUCCACGCACAUCUGCUCCCCGCUGCUCGUCUACGUAUAUCGUGCCUGCUCUUCAUCUAUUUUCUCUCCUGUUGUACAGAUCGUCCUCCGUAAUCUCUAUCUGCAUCUCUCACUCAGCUCAGCCUAGCCGUCCGCAACGCCUUUCCCUUAUCCCCACUUCAGUCCCCCACCGCGCCACAAUCUACCUAG